AGGGAGUUAUAUGUCUACCAGUGGGAAGAUUUUACCUUUGAUAAGAGAUGAAAAAUAAAGAAAAAAUGCUUUCAUAGGUCAGAAAUCGGCAGCGUUACAUCAAAAAGGCUUUUAUGGUUACAUUUUUAUAUGGAAGAUAAAAGAGCUGCUAAAGUAGAAAAUGGGAGACUGGAACUUCCUUGGUGGGAUCUUGGAGGAGGUGCAUAUCCACUCCACCAUGGUUGGCAAGAUCUGGCUGACCAUCCUGUUCAUAUUCCGAAUGCUGGUCCUGGGCGUCGCCGCAGAAGACGUUUGGAAUGACGAGCAGUCCGACUUCAUCUGCAACACCGAGCAGCCGGGGUGCCGGAAUGUAUGCUAUGACCAGGCCUUCCCUAUUUCCCUCAUCCGCUACUGGGUGCUCCAGGUGAUAUUUGUGUCCUCGCCCUCCCUGGUGUACAUGGGUCAUGCCAUCUACCAGCUGCGGGCUCUGGAGAAGGAACGCCACUGCAAGAAAGUGGCUCUCCGGCGGGAGCUGGAGGCGGUGGAUGCAGAGCUGACAGAGGUGAAGAAGAGGAUUGAAAAGGAGAUGAGGCAGCUGGAGCAGGGGAAGCUCAACAAAGCACCACUGAGGGGCUCUCUGCUGUGCACCUACGUGGCCCACAUUGUUACGCGCUCAGUGGUGGAGGUCAGCUUUAUGACGGUUCAAUACAUCCUGUAUGGAAACCGCCUGAGCACCAUUUACAAGUGCGAGAGGGAGCCGUGUCCUAACGUGGUGGACUGCUUCGUCUCGAGACCAACAGAGAAAACUGUUUUCAUGAUGUUCAUGCAAGCUAUCGCCUGCAUCUCUCUCUUCCUCAGUCUGCUGGAGAUCAUGCACCUUGGCUUCAAGAGGAUUAAGAAGGGCAUUCUGGACUACUACCCACACCUGAAGGAUGACCUGGACGAUUAUUAUGUCAGCAAGUCGAAAAAGGACUCAGUGAUGCAUCAGGUUUGCAUGGGAACGACUGUGGGACGCAAGAGUACGAUUCCCACAGCACCAAGCGGGUACACGUUACUGCUGGAGAAACAGGGCAACGGACCCAACUACCCUCUCCUCAACGCCUCCUCCGCCUUCGUCCCAAUUCAAGGGGACCCUGGUGGAAAGCCGGACAGUCAAAAGGAGGGCAAGGAAGGAGUCCCGAGUCCCACGGAGCACAACAACAACUCCAACAAUACCAGCAGUGAGACGCGGUCCCCUCCUUCAGACAAACAGGAGCAACGAGAAGAUCAAUCCCUACCACAUCACGAGGACCUGGAGCGUGCAAGAUCUGAGUACCCCACCCUGCCUGUUUCAGAUGCCUCCUGCAGCACAGCGCUGUCAGGCUUCACGAGGAAGACACGAAGGAUCACCCCACCGUGGAACUGCUCCACAGUCGUGGAGGGAAAUGGCUCAGACAGCGGAGACUCCUACAACGGGAACAACAGCAUGAAGCUACGAAGCGGCGGCGGCCCCAGAGCAAGGAUCCUCUCCAAGUCAGACAUUAAGAGACAGAGCAGACCCCAGAGCCCGGACUCUGCAGGGGAGCUGAGCUCUAUAUCUCGACACAGCCGGGAGAGCAAUAGUCCCGCCGCCUCCCCACCAAACCGGCGAGUGUCAGCUGCCAGCAGCGCCAGCAGCAGACGAGCCCCGACUGAUUUACAGAUAUGAGGACUGCUUAGAAGAAGCCAUUAAAACACGAUUACUGCACCUUUUUCACAGUUUAGACUUCUUUAAAAGACAAUCACAAAAAGCCUGCAGAGAUUAUGCUUGUGCCAGACAUUCUCCAGUCUUAGAAAGAGCAUAUGACAAACAAGCAGUCUAACAUCUACUCUUCCUUUUAGAGGGAUUCAUACUAGGAUGCACAGCCUUGUUUUCUCAGAUUUCCAGGUCAGUUUCAGGCUAUCAGAAUGAGCUUCAACCCUCAAACAAUCAAGCUAUAAAGCUAUGUUAGCAGCUGACAUGACUGAGUGGGGCCUCAUGAUGUUUGAUGAUAAGUCGAUUUAUGAGUUAUUCUGAAAUGUUUUAAUGGUCAAAUGAAGGCUGAAGGGUCACACACGCUGAACUGUUUAACUGAAACAUGCACCUAGCACUGAAUUAUUGCUAAACUUAGCUAUCACAGAUAAGAAUGGGUCCUUGUCUCAGAAACCAACUUAAGAAAAUGCCGACUUUUAUGUUUGUGUGGUGCACUGUGCGCUAAACACAUCUGCUCAAAUGCUUUAUUAACCUUUCAUUUUUUCAUAUUUACAAUUAAAAUAAAGGCUUGCAGGUAAUUCACAGACAGUAUAAAAGAUGGGCAGGGAACUGUAGCAUCCUCAGUGGCUAACAAGCUAUCAAGUGGUAAGCCAAUGAGCAUUUCCUGGAUAAUCCUUCUUCCUUAGAAUAUCCAUUUACUUCC
Messenger RNA from Maylandia zebra (zebra mbuna), 2393 nucleotides. It is a transcript of the gene gja9b, whose product is annotated as gap junction protein alpha 9b. Gene Ontology annotation, cellular component: connexin complex. Gene Ontology annotation, biological process: cell-cell signaling. NCBI's taxonomy places the organism in Eukaryota, Metazoa, Chordata, Actinopteri, Cichliformes, Cichlidae. The record is from RefSeq and is a predicted model, not a curated record. Gene Ontology annotation, molecular function: gap junction channel activity.